Molecule: messenger RNA, 2475 nt
Organism: Penicillium argentinense
Lineage: Eukaryota; Fungi; Ascomycota; Eurotiomycetes; Eurotiales; Aspergillaceae
Exons: 5
Coding region: 1-2475 (824 amino acids)
Biological process (GO): mitotic DNA replication checkpoint signaling; mitotic G2 DNA damage checkpoint signaling; DNA replication initiation
Source: RefSeq, a predicted model, not a curated record
AUGCUAACCAUCGAGACCACAGACAAGGAGCACCCGCUCAUGGGCGCAGUCAUUUGCUUUACUUCAGUUUCUCCAGAGCAAAGAACACGACUGGCCGACUUUGCGAGAGAAAUGGGCGCAAUUGAACAGCCAGACCUUACUUCGGACGUUACUCAUCUCCUAGUUGGAGCGACUGACUCGCCAAAGUACAAGUUUGUCGCACGUGAACGAAAUGACGUGCUGGUGCUAAAGCCCGAGUGGAUUGAAGCCGUACGGGAAUCGUGGAUGCAGGGAGAGGAUACGGAUACUCGAGAACUGGAGGAGAAGUACAAAUUCCCAGCUUUCUUUGAUCUCACGAUCUGUAUUACUGGCUUUUCAGACAUGGCCUUUCGAACUCAGAUGCAUGACUUGGCCGUAGCGAAUGGAGCGGAAUUCCGCAAAGACUUGACGAAGAGUGUCACCCAUCUUGUCGCGCGUAACGCCGAGGGUGAGAAGUACAAGUUUGCGACACAAUGGAACAUCAAAGUUGUCACAGUGAAGUGGUUCCACGAUUGCAUCGAACGCGGAAUGAUUCUAGACGAAGAAAAAUACCAUCCCAUGUUGCCACUCUCAGAGCAAGGCGUAGGGGCAUGGAAUAUGUCACUUCCAGCUACCAAAGAAAGAGCAAAGGAGAGAACCGGUGAUGAUGAUGGGUCUCUGAAUCCGCGGCCAAGGAAAAAGCUUCGCAGAACUGCCAGUACCAAAUUGGUGGGCCAAAAUGAAAAUAUAUGGGGGGACAUUAUUGGCAUGGGUUUCACAAAUACUGAAUCUACCGGAUCCAAGCAUGACCAGUGGAAGGAAAAUGAUCUGGAAAAGCCGAAGCCACCCGUCAUCCAAGCUGCGAAAUCGUUUGCAAGCGAGUCGACAUUUUCCGAGACAAUGCAGAAUCUCCAGCAGCCCGAGACUAUAUCUAAAAGUGAUGGUUUCCUUGCCGGCUCUUAUUUCUUCAUCCAUGGCUUUUCUCCUAAACAGAUUGGAGUUUUGCGAGACCACCUUGGCUACAAUGGGGCUCAAUGUGUGAAUUCUAUGAACGAGUUCUCCAGUCCUAGCAUCCCAAAAACAGGACAAGGAUUGUACAUGAUAGUCCCUUAUCGAACCCCUAGAUCGGAAAUUCCAUCCACAGAUGAUUUGGCUUUCGAGUGCGAGGUUGUGACAGAUAUGUGGCUGGAGCGAUGCCUUGAUACAAAAGCCUUGGUGCCGCCAGAAUCUCACGUUGCAAGCACACCCUUCCCCAAGUUUCCUCUGCUAGGAUUUCCUGGAAUGCGAAUAUGCUCGACUGGCUUCGCGCGGAUCGAUCUACUUCACCUCUCCAAACUUGUCAAUCUGAUGGGUGCUACCUACGAGGAGUACCUAACACCCAAGGCGUCUGUUCUGAUCUGUAAUGACACACAAACUGCAAGUCGUGACAAGCUCCGUCAUACAAGUGAAUGGGGGGUCCCAGCCGUAUCCGCUGAUUGGUUUUGGAUAUCCAUUCAAUCUGGCCACAAGAAGCCAUUUGAGCCGUACCUGAUUCGCAGACAAGCCUCUCAACACCCCAGUAGCGUGGAGAAACCUGGUGAUGGAUUCACACGUGAGAACCGACGGAACUGUUCAAGUGACCAGGAACGAGACGGAAAGUCUAAUACAUCAGCCGAGUCAACCAACAAGACCAGAAUCGCAGAGCGCAUUUCCGACAAAAGGGACAAAUCACGAAUUUUGCCGAUUAUGGACGAUGGAUUCGCAAAAGAUGAGACGGAAGCUCCACCCAAACCAACAGUCCCCGAAUCACGAUCUGGGUCACCUUCCAGAACAACAGACCAACCACAGUCAGGAGAAGCUCCCGCAAACAAUCCAGAUCAGGAUAAAGCUGUUUCAGCUGCUGGGCCAUCUGCGUUAGAUACUGCUUUGAAGGGGCUCCUUCAACAAGCCCAAGCGGCCAAGACCCGUCAGCAGUCGGAUAGCUCAACCAAUGCCGACGAUGGUAGCUACCCUGCCCGACGAAAACGCAAGCCUCUGCUAGGCCGAGCAACAUCCCAUUCGUCUAGUCGCAAGCUCGAGACAACACGCACAGUGUCCCGUGCAAGUUCCGUCGAUACACUGAACGACGAUGGCCUCGGCAGUGUAGUCGAGAGUGGAGAUCCAACCCGUGAAAAUUCUCUAUCUCGCACUAACAGCCGUGUUGAACCAAACUUAUCAUCGAUAUUCAGCGGUGGGAAAUUCGACUUCAUGGUCGAGAAGACGCUCGCCCCUGCCGAUAACGAAGAUGAAGAAAACCAAGAACCGCAAAUGACACAACUUGACUAUGAGGACCCAGAUGCAGCAGCCAUGAGAGCGGAAUUCUUGCGGGAUGCAGGUAAACUAACUGGAAAGGCAAAGAAGCCCGACCAUGUAGCUCUGGGAGAAAUCAGGGAGUUGGAGGAUACUGGCUGGGGGUCUGGACGGAGAACGAGGAAGCAGCCUGUUAAAGAGGAUGAUUGA